AUGAUUUCCUAUAUUGCUCUCUCACCUUCAGUACCCGUUGCGUAUCUCGCAACCGCAAGUCUGGCCUUCUACAUCCUCCUGAACAUUCCACAACAACUUCGGAAUCUAUGCUUCCCGAUCUUCCUCGUGCCUGCAUGGCGAGCUUUUGCUACAGCUGGAUGCCUCACGUGGCCGUCUUCUCUGUCUGGAGUCUGGGGGCUUGCGGUUCUGAUUUGGAUAGCACAUAUCAUCGGCUUGUUAUACAUUGACAAGCUACCAGUGCAGAGCAAGAUCAGAAAGCAGUGGGACAUCAAGGCUACUUACAAGCUGCUCUUUGAUGUGCGCCACUUUGAUACAAACCGGACAACUUCUCCAUCCGGUGCUGUAUCAGUGUCCAGGACGGCUUCACUUGUCUUUGUCGCAUCUCGUCUCCUCAGACUCGUCGUGUACUGGCAACUUACUGUGCAUCUGUUCACGCCUCUCAUACCAAUGAUAUUUGGCCCCCUCGAGCCAUGGGAAUUCGACCAAUACGCUCAAACAUAUCUACGACGAUUGCCAAUCUUCGAAACUCCAGAGCCGGUCACGGCACGCGAAACGUGGAUUCGAGCUGUCUUCACGUUCCGCUGGAUAUGGCUCAACUUCGUCGACGUCGAUGCCGCACAUACUUUCUUUAGCAUCAUCUUUGUCGGCGUAUUACGACUUGACUCGCCUGAAGAGUGGCCAGCUAUGUUUGGGAGUCCUUUGGAGUCUUACAGUCUUCGUCGCUAUUGGGGAAGAUUCUGGCAUCGUUUGGUCUACAGACCUUACGUUGGUCUUGCGAAAGUGGUGGCUGGAAAGCUGCAUGUACGCAGCAUGGGACCCAGGGUUGAGAAGACUUUCCUCGUCUUUCUGAUCUUCUUCAAUUCGGGUCUGGCUCAUGCUAUUGUGUCUCUUCAUAGUGGCAACCUCGCUGAGGAUGUUGAUGACAUUGCUUUCUACUGCAUGAACUUUGCCGUCAUCGCCGCGGAGGGAGUGAUACAGAAUCUCGCCUCGCCAAUCCGAAAGUUCCUGCCCAGCUGGUUAUGCAAAAUUAUUGGGUUUGUCUGGGUGUUUACGUUUUGGUUCUGGGCGGCGCCGAAAUGGGCUUAUCACGAGGUGCACGAGGAACUUCUCAACGAGGUCGAAAGAAGAAACAGGAUUCAAGGAUUAAGACUGUUUACAGGGAUGCUGGGUGGAGAACAGUUCAGAUAG
Aureobasidium namibiae CBS 147.97 is the source of this 1209-nucleotide messenger RNA. RefSeq lists its product as uncharacterized. Bases 1 to 1209 code for a protein of 402 amino acids. The transcript has a single exon. Gene Ontology annotation, biological process: lipid metabolic process. NCBI's taxonomy places the organism in Eukaryota, Fungi, Ascomycota, Dothideomycetes, Dothideales, Saccotheciaceae. The record is from RefSeq and is a predicted model, not a curated record.